GUCUGGCACCACAGAAGAGGGUAUAAGUCGAGGGGAAUGUGUUCUAAACAAUCUAUUUUUGUUUAUUUAAGGUUUUAGCGGCGGUAGUAGUCUGUACAUCAGCGAACACCGGGUGGCGCAGCCGUACACUUUUUCAUAUUGUCAGUACACGAAGAAGAAGAAGAAAAACUACACUAACACACGUGAUCUUCAUCGGCCAAUCAAAACACUGGAAGCGAAAUUUGAAAACAGCCUCGGAGGUUUCAGGUGCUCGCUGACACACUAAGCUGAAGUUAUUGACAUUUAUUUUUUUUAGCCACAAUGGAGCCGUGUAACGAAGAUGACACCAAGAUGUACUUUUACGAGAACAGACUGAAAACUUUCGCGGGGUGGCCUUUCGACGCAGACUGCUCGUGCACCCCGGAGAACAUGGCCAAAGCUGGUUUUAUUCACACCCCUUCGGAUAACAGUCCAGACACCGCCAUGUGUUUCUUCUGCCUUAAAGAGCUGGAGGGCUGGGAGCCGGAGGAUGACCCAGAAAAGGAGCAUAAAUCCCAUUCAGCAUCCUGCCACUUCAUCAACCUGAAGAAAAAAGUAGAAGAGCUGACGGUGGAGGAAUUCUUCAAACUACAGAAGGAGAAGCACAAGUCCAUCAUUAACAAAUCCUGUAACGAGGCCAUCGGCAAGUUUGAAGAGGCAGCCAAAUUGAGACGAGCAGAUAUCAUCAAGACAGCCAUGGGCGAAGAGUGACACAAGAAUAGAUGCUGAUGAAUGAGAUGGGCGGCGUGUGAGAUUUAAUUGUAGCUGGAAAGCAACUGACUGGUUUCUCUCUGUGCUGAUUUCUAUGUUCCCUUCAUGUCUUCUUUUAACACUGUGCAUCUGUCAUCUUUAAUGUCUUCAUGUGAUCUGUUUUUAUUCAUUAAAUUUGUUCUUAUCAGUUUC
Molecule: messenger RNA, 921 nt
Organism: Larimichthys crocea (large yellow croaker)
Lineage: Eukaryota; Metazoa; Chordata; Actinopteri; Sciaenidae
Gene: birc5a
Product: baculoviral IAP repeat containing 5a
Exons: 4
Coding region: 301-729 (142 amino acids)
Source: RefSeq, a predicted model, not a curated record